AUGGUAGCCGCAAUGUGCCGCCGUCGUUCUCAGCUGUUGUCGUCCAGGAAACUUAGCUUACAUCAGAUGGGAGCUCUGCACGAGGGCCACCUCUCGCUCGUGCGCACUUCGCUGAAGCGCCACCCAUUGACGGUCAUGUCGCUGUUCGUGAACCCGAUGCAGUUCGCGCCGCACGAGGACUUGAACGCCUACCCUCGGACAAUGGACCGUGACAUCGAGCUGCUGAAGGGUCUCCUGCCGGGAGGACCGCGGGCACCAAUCUCGGGUCUGGGAAUCAGCGAGAACGACGGGUGGCGACCGAUGCCUCGCCACCUUGAGAGCCACGAGAGCCCGCUCGUCGUGUUCGCCCCGACAGUUGAUGGAAUGUACCCCCUGCGCGGGGAGCUGCAGAACAUGCAGCAGCAGAAGGGUGCUGUCGUCCAGCUCAGGGGAUGGGGAGAGGUCAUGGAGGGAGCUUCCAGGCCCCGCGAGGGCGGGCAGACUAGGUCGCAGUACCAGCUAAGACACCCCGCGCUUGAGCUAACGACAGCGCAAUUCUUCACCGGCGUCGCGACAGUCUGCACCAAGCUCUUCAACGCCGUGGAGCCCGACCACGCCUACUUCGGCCAGAAGGACAUCCAGCAGGCCCUGAUCCUGAAGACGCUCCAGACCGACCUGCUCUCCGCUCACCCGCUCCCGGAGAACCUGCACAUCCUCCCGACGGCCCGUGACCCGGCAACCGGACUCGCGCUUUCGUCUCGCAACGCCUACCUCUCGGCUGAGGAGAUGGAGGUUGCGCCGACGCUGCACGCCGCUCUUCAGGCGGCUCGUAACGCCUGGGUCUCGGGUGCCAGCGGAGCGGCCAUGGUCGAGGCGGCCAACAGGCACGUGCAGGACAUCAAGCUCGCCAACCCCGAUGCGGAGCUGAGGCUCGACUACGUCGAGGUCUUUGACCCGGACACGUUUGAGCCGAUCCGCGGCGAACCCCAGCCUGGCCAGAAGCUCGUCGUCGCCGGCGCGCUCUGGGUCGGCCGUACGCGGUUGAUCGACAACAUCCUGCUGGGCUGGGACGCGGACCCGGUCGCCGCUUGA
Trichosporon asahii var. asahii CBS 2479 is the source of this 1071-nucleotide messenger RNA. RefSeq names its product PAN6 protein. The transcript has 2 exons. The record is from RefSeq and is a predicted model, not a curated record. Gene Ontology annotation, molecular function: pantoate-beta-alanine ligase activity. Lineage: Eukaryota; Fungi; Basidiomycota; Tremellomycetes; Trichosporonales; Trichosporonaceae. The coding region runs from base 1 to 1071 and encodes 356 amino acids. Gene Ontology annotation, biological process: pantothenate biosynthetic process.